Molecule: messenger RNA, 3370 nt
Organism: Archocentrus centrarchus (flier cichlid)
Lineage: Eukaryota; Metazoa; Chordata; Actinopteri; Cichliformes; Cichlidae
Gene: ncbp3
Product: nuclear cap binding subunit 3
Exons: 13
Coding region: 66-2111 (681 amino acids)
Cellular component (GO): nucleus
Molecular function (GO): mRNA binding; RNA 7-methylguanosine cap binding
Source: RefSeq, a predicted model, not a curated record
GAGCACUUCCGGGUCAGCAAAGCGCCACAGCCGCAGCGGCAGUUGUUCGGGGUUCCGUUAGCACCAUGGAGGCAGUGCGCAGCUUGCGGGUGUCGGUGAAAUCAGACAGCGGCUCGGACCGCUCAGACUCGGACUCGGACUCCGAGUCGGACAGAGACGCCCGCGAAGCCGAGCCGAUGGAGGUGGAGGAGGGAGAGCUGGAGGCCGAGGACAUCUCUGUUAACCGCUCCCUGAAGGAGCUACUGCCGGACACCAGCCGGCGGUAUGAGAACAAGGCGGGAGCCUUCAUCACUGGAAUUGAUGUCAACUCAAAGGAGGCGAUUGAGAGGAAAGAGAAGCGGGCGCAGCGUUUCCAUUUCCGUGGUGAGGAGAGCGUUGGACAGAGGAACGUUUUCCUGGAUAAAGAUGCCAUGAAGAAAGCCAUCCCCAGGCUGCGUAUGGAGGCGAUCCACGUGAUGGGUGUGGACGACAUGAGCACGCAGGAUGUCUUUGGAUACUUUAAAGAGUAUCCUCCGGCUCACAUCGAGUGGAUCGAUGACACUUCCUGUAACGUGGUUUGGCUGGAUGACGACACCUCCAUUCGAGCGCUCAUCAACACCAGCCGGAUGCCCGACUCGGAGGCUGUUACCACGGAGACAGAGAGCGGCAACCCGCCGGGCGAGCAGAGCAAAGGUCUUCAGGGUCAAGGGUCAGAUGAUGAAGAGGAAGAGGAAGAAGGCGAGGUGGAUGAGGAUGAGGAGGAAGCGAAGAAGCGCAGCGAGGAGAUCGAGGGGAAAGACAGUGAUGGAGAAACGGCGCUGAAGACGAAAUCUGAGGGCGGCCAGGUGGACGACCUGUCGAGAGCGGAGAUGGCGUCUCUGCUGAGGAACGACCUGCGGCCGGCCAUCAAACCCUUCAAAGGAAACAAGCUGUUCCUGCGCUUGGCCACACAAGAUGAUAAGAAGGAGCCGGGCGCCGCUCGCCGCAGCAGGUACUACAUGAAGUACGGGAACCCGAACUACGGCGGCAUGAAGGGAAUCCUCAGCAACUCGUGGAAGAGGAGGUAUCACAACCGUCGGAUCCAACGAGAUGUCAUCAAGAGCAAGAAGCCUCUGAUUGGAGACAGCAUGGGCCACACACCUCCGUACACACACCGACACUCCGCUGACCUCGUCAACCUGCCUGAGGAGCCGAUCAAGGAGGAAGAGGAGGAAGAGGAGGAGGAAGAUGAAGGUGAUGAGGACAUGGACUCUGAUGACAGGGUGGUGGAGUACAGGGAGAGGGGCGGCAGCUCGCGCUCGCUGGGGGCGGGUCUCCGCAGCCGGGGGGACCGCUCUCCGUCUCCGUGGUCCGAGUCGGACGAGAUGGACUACGACCUGGAGCUGAAGAUGAUCUCCACGCCGUCACCGAAGAAGAGCAAGAAGAUGACGAUGUAUGCCGACGAGCUGGAGUCUCACCUGAAGAGCAUCCGGAACAGGAUCGGAACGUCGGGAUCAUCACAGAGCAGGACCAAAUCCUCGUCACCCACCGAGGUGACGGACGUGCGGCAGCUGCUGGAGGAGAAGAGGCAGGGGCACUCUCAGCACAGACAGCCCCCUCCGGUGGUCAGCAGCGGGAAGACAGACGUACGGCAGCGACUCGGGAAAAGACGCUACUCUCCAGACAGACGCCGCUCCCCCUCGCCGCUGUCCCCGAGAGACACGCCUCCAGCCAGAGACGUGCAUCGCAGGCUGGGCGUGGCCAGUCAAGACAGCAGAAGCCACUCAUCCAAAGACAGAAAAACGGGUGGGCUGUGGAGCAGGCUCGGCUCUGGCGACACUGACGGCAGCGCCAGGCGUCACGACAGAUCGAGCGGCCGCUCAGCUGGGCUGUUCUCCUCGUCUUCUUCAGGCCGGGACGGCAGGAGCGGCAGUAGAAGCGAGAGGAGACGAGAAGAUGGAAAGGAGGACGAGGAGGAAGAAGAUGGCCGCGGGGAUGAGGAAGACGACUCGACGCUGCAGAGGAUGUGGGGCGCCAUGAUCAAACAGAAACAGGAGCGUCUUACCCACAAGAUGAAGAAGAGUCGGCUGGACAACCUGCCGUCGCUGCAGAUCGAGAUCAGCCGCGACAGCAGCGACGACUCCGACGCCUGAACCAACACAGGAGGAAGAGGAGGAGGGGCGUUUCCUCUGAUGGACUUUAAAUCUGCAGUAAAAUAAACUAAAGACACAAAGCAGCACCAACAGCAGACCUGAGGCGAGUGCAGGACUUGAUUCAUAUCGUGUUUGAGGAGCAGAUGGAGGCAGGGAUGGUCGGAGACUGUUACACCUCGCAACUUAAACAGGAAACGGGGCCGGCGAUGAGCUGCUGCUUACAAUAUAUUCAUAAAAUUUCAACAGAAAUACAGAAUUUGACACUAUCCUCUAUAUGUCAUUUAUGUCCCUCUGAAGCCCCGCCCCCAUGCUCCCUCUGAGCUCCGCCCACCUUUACUCUCACCCUCAUAUUUCUCCUGCAGUUUGGAGUGAGACGCCACUAAAAACAAUAACUAGAAUAUUAAAGCUAAAAGUUACCACGAUGGAGUCUUGAGUGUAAUGACCUCACUUCCUGUCUGAUGGCAGGUAAUGCAGUAAAAAUUUCCUCAGUGCAGCGUCCAUUUGAACCCAUAUUGAUUCAUUUGGGUGUGUUUGCUCAGGGGGUGUGGCCUGUUUCCACCUGCAGCAGGUGACACACGGAUCCUCGUGUCCAUGGUGACCGAUCCACCGUGAGUUUCCUCUGUAUUUCAGAGGAAUUCCUGCGCAGUUCGAUGCUAAUGAGAAACUGAAGGGAGACACUUUUGUUCCCGGGACCUCCUCCUCACCUGCUGCUCUCCUAUCGUCAUUCCAUGAAAACUAUCUUCACAGCCGAGUCCGGCCCGUCCUCCGAGAAUCAAACCUUCACUGCCGCGCCGCUCGCCACCAUUCCUCAGCUUUUCUCCGUCUGGCUGCGGUGCGAUCUGAUCCAGUUCAGAACUUUAUUUCCAAAGCAAUUGUUUUUCCAGAUUACCUCUCCGGUUCAGAGCGAGAACCCAGGAGGGUCAGUGAGAGUAUCCUGAGCUGACUCCGCCUCCGGCGUCCAGCGUGUUCAUGUCGUUCCUCUUAAAGCUGCGGGACUGAUGCGACAGACUCGAGAAGCUGAAAGAGGGACCGAAUCUGUGAGGAUCAUUUUCUGAUGGUUGUGAGACUUUUUUUUUUUUUUUUUAAUCACUUUCUCUGCUGUUAUGGAUGAACAGGUGUGUGUGGACUUGAGCUCAGUGUUUCUGUGGGUCACAUGAUAUGUUGUUUUUAAAUGGAAUCUUUGGGGUCCACACACAGGUGACAUCAGACUGCUGCUCCUCAGUUGAUCAUUAUUAAAUACUGGCUGAUGUUUUAUUCAA